CUUGUAACAAAAGCAAUAAAAGAAGUGUGGGGUCUAAGUUCCACUGCUCUAAAAGUGGCAAGGCUCUGCCCCUUCUACCUGGAGGAAGGGAGGCUGCAGCAGUUAAAGAACACAUAUAGAGGACACGUGGAAAAAGAGCUGGUGCUCAAGCCAGCCAGUUAAAGAACACAUGCAGGACACGUGGAAAAGAGCUGUUGCUCAAGAGGACGCGUUUUUUUUUGAGCUGACUGUUAAAGAUAGAUGGACUAAUAAAGAGGAGGCUGGUUUUUCUCCAGCUGCUGGAGAUAUCUGUGAACUUUGCAUUUCUCUGCUAAACUCUAUAAAUUGUAGUCGACUAUUAACCAAGUGCUGGACUGUUCAGAGCAGUCCCGUAAGGCAGGAGGCUCAUACCAAGCCAGCAGCACGUGGUGCCACCUUUUGCACGCAGAGGGAAAGGAAGGUAAAGUGCUGGUGGAAAAACCUCGUGUGCUGUGGAAAGCACAGCCCUGAGAGGAUGAACCUGCCCUCUGUGAACCGCAGAAGUGCCUGAGCAAGGAUCUGGUGACACAAAUCUGCCCCCGCGGCGACAGGCUCGAGCAAGGAAAAGAAACGUUCAGGAAGGGAAUGAUCAGGCAACAAGGACUUACUCCAGCUGGUAGAGCCUGUCGUUGAUCGGAUGUGUUUGGAAGAGUCACAGAGGGGGAUUUUCUGCGUGGGGCGUUUCCAUCCCCUGCCUUGGCUGUUCCAUCUGUAAAAACCUGCACUCCAAAAGCUGCAUCUGGGAUUCAAACACCAAAAAUGAAGCUGAAAGGAGGGGAGCAGGAGAGCUCAGACAGAAGUGAAGGUGCAAAGGGGAAAAUGACCAUUUCCCUUGCCCUGGUGGCUCUGAUAUCUGCCUUUGGAUCUUCUUUCCAGUACGGCUACAACGUGUCUGUGAUCAACUCUCCAGCCCCGUACAUGCAAGACUUUUACAACCAAACCUACUUGGACAGGACUGGGAAGCCCAUGAACAGUGCCUUCCAGACACUGCUCUGGUCUCUUACUGUGUCCAUGUUCCCUCUGGGUGGCUUUUUUGGGUCCCUGCUGGUGUAUCCUAUGGUCAACAACUGUGGCAGAAAGGGCACUUUGCUGAUAAAUAACCUCUUCUCCAUCUCUUCUGCAAUCCUCAUGGGGACCUCAGAGCUAGCAAAAACCUUUGAAGCAAUCAUCAUUUCCCGUUUUAUCAUGGGAAUAUAUGCUGGUCUGGCUUCCAAUGUGGUUCCCAUGUUCCUCGGAGAAAUGUCCCCCAGAAACCUCAGAGGUGCUAUUGGGAUAGUCCCACAGCUCUUCAUCACCGUUGGGAUCCUUGUAGCUCAGAUCCUCGGUCUCAACAGCAUCCUGGGGAAUGCUGAAGGCUGGCCUGUGCUGCUGGGGCUCACGGGGAUCCCAUCACUGAUCCAGCUCCUUACACUGCCCUUUUUCCCUGAGAGUCCCAGGUACCUGCUGCUCCAAAAGGGCAAUGAAGAGCAGGCACGACAAGCCCUGCAGAGGCUGAGAGGCUGCGAUGACGUGGAUGACGAGAUAGAAGAAAUGUUCCAAGAGGGCCAGUCAGAAAAGGAAGAAGGGCAGUUCUCUGUGCUCAGCCUGUGCACCUUCAGAGGCCUGAGGUGGCAGCUCAUCUCCAUCAUCGUCAUGAUGAUGGGCCAGCAGCUCUCCGGGGUCAAUGGGGUCUUCUACUACGCAGACAGAAUCUUUGAGUCAGCAGGUGUGCAAAGCAGCAGCAUCCAGUAUGUCACUGUGUCCAUAGGGGCCAUCAACGUCGUCAUGACUUCGCUUGCUGUUUUCAUUGUGGAAUCCCUGGGGAGGAGGAUCCUUCUCCUCGCUGGCUUUUCGUUGUGCUGUGCCUCCUGUGCAGUGUUAACCUUGGCCCUCAACCUCCAGACCUCGGUGUCCUGGAUGUCCUACCUCAGCAUAGCCUGUGUCAUUCUCUACAUCAUUGGGCACGCCAUAGGACCCAGUCCGGUUCCCUCUGUCAUGAUCACCGAGAUGUUCCUGCAGUCAUCCCGGCCUGCAGCCUUCAUGGUGGGAGGGUCUGUGCACUGGCUGAGCAACUUCACCGUGGGGCUCGUGUUCCUCUACAUGGAGGCUGGGCUGGGGCCCUACAGCUUCCUCAUCUUCUGUGCCAUCUGCCUGGCCACUGCACUUUACAUCUUCUUCAUCGUUCCCGAGACUAAGAACAAAACCUUCAUGGAAAUCAACAGGAUCAUGGCCAAGAGGAACAAAGUGGAGAUUCAGGAAAACAAGGAAGAGCUGAAGGAUUUCUGUGCUGUCCCGGGUGGGCUGCAAGAGAGGACGAUGAGCUUUAGCAGUCAGCUGUGACACAGCCCAGUGUCUGGCCUGGCAGGGACAUCCCUCAGGAUCUGUUCAGUGGGAAAACAAAUACAUUUAUUCAUCAUUUGAUACUGCUCUGAGAAUCACAGAAUCCUUAAGGCUGGAGAAGACCUUUACCAUCGAGUCCAAAUGCAAACCUAACGCUGCCAGUUCCACCUCUUGUCACCAGGAAAGGACAAUGUCCUCAGCCAGCUCAGUUCCUGUGACCAAUGUCCCUGAUCUCCUGACUGACACACCUUGGGAGACACAAGCCAGCCCCUGUCUUGUCACAAGCCAGCCCUUGUCUUGUCAUAAGCCAGCACCACACUCCUCUGAGGAACUGUCACUCGUGUAUUUGGGGAAACUAAAUUUAAUUUGUUAUCUGAGGGUGCUGCCCUCUGUGUUGAAAAAAGCAGAAUUGUUGAACAGCCUGGCAUGGAUUUGGUGGUGUUGAUGGAGAGAGUCCUUCACAUGGUUUACUUUAACCUUACAAAAUUACUUUUAUACCUGCCCUCAAAUUUGUGAUAUAUGUGUUGAAAAAGAAACUGUUUUCAUGUUCUGUCUCUACAUCCCUUACAGAAAAGAAGGCAAAGGGCUGUGCCUGGCCAGGGCACAAGGAUUGCACAGGAGCUGCUUUACAUCCCCUUUCCUAUGUGAUAUGUCUGCAGGGGAAGGGUGGUGAGUGGACAGUGAUAAACAGAAGGAAACACAUGUGCAGGGAGGAUGGUGAGAAAGCCAGACUGGGUGAAGGAUGGGACAGAAAUUUUAUUUGAGAAAGUGGCUUCUGUGACCAAGGAGAGCAGGUCUUUGGCAUGAAGGAUCUAGGUAGGGGGAUCUAAAAUUCCUGUGAGGGGUGUGACAACCCAAGGUGCUGGACUGUGCCUCAAGUUCUGCUGUUCUUUGCCUCUAUCCCACUGAUGGAGGCCUUUGCUCUCUUGGACAGACACCCUGGAGCAGCAGCAGGGGCACGGUGAGCCCAUACAAAGCAGAAGCAGAAACAAGCCAGUAAUCUCAAUUCUUCUCAGUUCCCCCAGCAAGCAGUUCAGAAUCUCCUGAUGCCUUAAUUAAAAACCCAGCAGCUGGGAUCACUGGCAGCUGGUGUCAGCCUCCAGAACCACCCCCCCGAGGAGGGCCAUGGGGGUUUGUCCCCAGGCUAUGACAUCCCCCCUCGGCUGCCCCGGUUUGCACAGCGCGAGCGCCCGAACCUCCGCAGGGCUGAGAACGUGGCUCCACAGGUUCACCUGAGCCAGCCACCCUGCAAAACCAUUGGAGAACGUCCCAAGGAGAGUGUCUCUGUCUUUUCCAAGGACGAGCAUCCCUCCAGCCUGGCUCACAUACCCCUUCUGGACGCUCGCUGCUUUGCCGGCCGCUCCGUUGAGCCACAGGUUUGCCGUUCCCGGCUGGGAGGCCCAGGCCAGGCAGUAGUGCAGCCAGUCCUGUGCCUUGUGGUGCAGGGGGAAGCUGAUGGAAUGGCCUCCUACCCACAGCCCCACCUCUGUGCCCACGGUCACCAGCAGCUCGUUGUCCCUCUCCCGUGUGGAGUAGGACAGGACGGUCUGGCUCCCGGGGUGCCGGGAUCUGGCCCAGAAACACAAGGUGAAGGCUUGGAGGGACAUGUCACGGAGGGGAUGGACAUCCACAAAGCUCUCAAUGUUUUCCACAGGGAAGUAGAAAGCUGGAAAAGCGCUGGGUUUAACACCUGAAAGAACCAAAAAGGCACCGGUUACGUUUCCUGCCGUGCCUAUAAAUAAGCCCAAAUCCUGAAGAAUUGCACCCAUAGUCUGAGCUGUCUUGAGCCACAGUUACUGGUGUGUGUUGUGCCCACAGGGAAGAGGCUUGAAACAAUGAAAAACUGAGCUCCCUCACACAACUGUUUGGGAAAAUUGCUUUUCUUCCCCUCCUUCUUUCUCUUUUUCUCAUACUGCAUAAAAUAGAGGUGACAAUUAUUUAUCCUGGGGGAACUGUGAGCUUAAAUGUUUCACUGCUUGUAAAAAUGUGCUCGCGUGUUGCAGGAGAAAGCUGCAGUUGCUGUGGGAGUACCUACAUUAGGGCUGGCCACAACAAUGCUUUAAUUGAAGAAUUUCCAUCAGCAGGCCUAGAUAUGGGACAAAAUUCUGCCUGCAUGUGUCAGUACCAAACCUGGCAAUGAUUUAGGCCAUCAAGGGCAGCAGGGCAUGGGCUCUUCACCCUCCCAAGGUAAGCUGGACCCCACAGCUGUGUGUUUUACCUGCUUGGCUCCCUCUGUUCAGCAACUCUGUCUUCAUGUCUUGGAGCUGCGUCUGGAUUUGAUCCAGUCUGAGGGUGAGUUCUUCUGGAUGGCAUUGUGCUAGAGCAAUCAGACAGGUGAAUUUACAGAAGGCCAGGACAUCUACACUACAUCUUCUACUAGAUCUUCUACACUAGAUCUUCUAGUCUGGGGGAAAACCUUUGUUUUAAAACGCAGCAUCUCUCCUCCCUGUGGUGCCCGGCCGCUCUCACACCUCACCCAGACACACUCGAGCUGAGGACCCUCCUGUGGUGCCACAUAGCACCAGUUACCCUGGAGAUGUGUGUGACAGUCAAAAAACCGCCCCAAACUGUCAAAAUACAGGCUGGCACACACCCUGCAGCCACCACUGCACCUUUAGAAGCCAAGUGUGUUGGCAGGGAAAGAGGAGGCGUGUGGGACAUCACCCCUGCAGGGACGCUGCUGCUCCUGGGGAAGCUGAUCUCCAGCACACCUGAACUCCUUCCACGCAGGUUUCUCGCCCCUCCCCAGGUAAGCCCAAGUCCUGCCUGCUGAGCCCUUACCUUGGGGGGGUCUGGCUCUGAAGGAGGACUCCACCACCCUCCCGUGGAGGGGCUGGGCGUGCCGGUAGUCGUUGCGCAGGGUCCUGUUCUCCCAGUCCAGCAAGGUGUUCUCCAGGAGGCUGAUCUGGCAGGAGCACAGGGCAUCUUUAGAAGGGCAGUGGGAACAACUGUUGUGCCCAAAAAGCGCAGGGAAAACCCUGCAGCUCGGGGUUAAACCCAACAGCUCCUUCCAGAGGCAUCCUCAGGGGGCUCUCGCUGGGCGUUAGCAAGGGAAGGGAACAGAACAGGAGGGCUCUUAUCAGCUAAUUCCUGAUAAAGGUAUUUUGCCUGAGGGAAGUUCUGAACACCUGAUGGUAAUGCAUGCAUGGAAAUUUUGCUGCUGUGCUGUAGCUUUCUCACCAGUGCCUUCCAGCCUUUCCCCCUGCCAGAAAGAGUAUUUCUUUUCCAAAGGGAACACAGUGAUCCUCCACUGCUGUAGUCCCAAUUUUAUCUUGUUCUUCUCCUAGAAGGAAAUGCUUCUGAUGCUCCUUCAUUAGCUUAAAAGCAUUACUUUCAAUGUAAGUCUAGGCAGGGAAAAACCCUGAUAUACUGUAUAAAAAUGUGGCAACUAUUCUGUAA
Molecule: messenger RNA, 5736 nt
Organism: Manacus vitellinus (golden-collared manakin)
Lineage: Eukaryota; Metazoa; Chordata; Aves; Passeriformes; Pipridae
Product: solute carrier family 2, facilitated glucose transporter member 5
Exons: 13
Coding region: 778-2337 (519 amino acids)
Biological process (GO): monosaccharide transmembrane transport
Cellular component (GO): membrane
Molecular function (GO): hexose transmembrane transporter activity
Source: RefSeq, a predicted model, not a curated record